CUCCCUCUCCAUCCUCUUUAAAAUUUACGCAGAUUUAGAUUUCUGCACAGUCAAAAUACUCUACAAGCAGCGGGACACGAUGAAUGCCGCCGAGCUCUUAAACAACUCGCUUUCGCCUGUCGCGGCGACGCGUCAACAAGCCACUGAGCAGCUCGAAGCUGUCGCAAGGGAUAACUAUCCCGGCUAUUUGGUCACGCUAUCGUCCGAGCUUGCGAAUGAGGCGCAAUCCAUCACCAUCCGCAAUGCCGCAGGUAUCGCGCUCAAAAACGCGCUAACUGCACGUGAGGCAACCCGUCAACAAGAGUACCAGAACCGAUGGCUAGCACUCCCGCAAGAGCCCAAGAACAAGGUCAAGCAAGAGGCUCUGAUGACUCUCAGCUCGAGUUCGACGAAGGCUGGUGGAGUUGCUGCGCAGGUUGUAGCCGCGGUUGCCGCAGUAGAGCUAUCCAACAAUCAAUGGCCAGAAGUUAUCGAGAUCUUGCUUCGCUUCAUGGACAACACUGAAAAUACAAACUUGCGAAUUGCAACCCUCCAGACAAUAGGUUACAUUUGUGAGAGUAUCAAACCUGAAAUUUUAAGCAUGCGAUCAAAUGAGAUCUUAACUGCUGUAAUUCACGGAGCUCGCAAGGAAGAGCCGUCAACCGAGGUUCAGCUUUCAGCUAUUAAUGCUCUUUACAACUCAUUAGAAUUCGUCCGAGACAACUUUGAACGUGAGGGUGAGCGGAAUUACAUUAUGCAAGUCGUGUGUGAAGCAACACAAAAUCCGUCCGUACCCGUGCAAGUGGGCGCCUUCGAGUGUCUUGUUCGAAUCAUGAGCCUUUACUAUGACAAGAUGGCAUUUUACAUGGAGCGGGCGCUUUUCGGCUUGACGGUCCUGGGUAUGAAACAUCCGGAAGAUAACAUUGCUCUGCAAGCUGUAGAAUUUUGGUCAACUGUAUGCGAAGAGGAAAUUGAACUGGCGAUUGAAGCUGCAGAGGCCGCGGAGUACGGCGAACCGCCCGAGACUGAGUCAAAGAACUUCGCGAAGAUUGCUCUCCCUGAGAUUGUUCCCGUGCUUCUUGGCUUACUAACUCAUCAGGACGAAGAUGCUGAGGAAGAUGAAUGGAACGUAUCCAUGGCAGCAGCAACCUGCUUGUCUCUCCUUGCGCAGACUGUUGCAGAUGCAAUCGUGCCUGCUGUUAUACCCUUUAUUGAGUCGAACAUCAAGGCUCAAGAUUGGCACCAGCGUGAAGCGGCUGUGAUGACGUUUGGCUCUAUUCUUGAUGGUCCAGAUCCAACAGUGCUUGCACCUCUUGUCACCCAGGCCCUACCUAUCCUCGUCGAGAUGACGCGCGAUGAGAAUAUUCUUGUUAAGGACACUGUCGCUUGGACUCUUGGUCGAAUUUGUGAUUUACUCGUCGGUUCUUUGAAGCCUGACGUGCAUUUGCACCCGCUCAUCUCAGCACUUGUGGCCUCACUUGAAGAUAAACCACGCAUCGUGGCAAACUGCUGUUGGGCUUUGAUGAACCUUAGCGAUCAGCUUGGAGCGUUCGAUGAAGAAGAGGGUGCGCCAGCUGGUAACCCUCUAACACCAUAUUACGAAGGGAUUGUGACUGCUCUUCUCAGAGUCACAGAUAGCACUGGAAACGAGUCCAACUUCCGUACAUCAGCGUACGAAGCCUUGGCAUCAUACGUAACUCAUGCUACCCCCGAAUCGAUCACCGUUGUCCAGAACACCGCACUCACUGUUCUGUCGCGUAUGGAACAAUUGCUGGGCAUGCAGAACCAACUGCUAGGCAUUGACGAUCGCAACAACUGGAAUGAGUUACAGAGCAACCUCUGCAGUGUCUUGAUUAGCAUUGUCCGUAAACUGAACGAUGGAAUUGAGCCACUAGCAAACCAAAUUAUGACCGUGCUCCUCGGACUCAUCCAGUCUGUCAAGACAUCUACUGUGCUGGAAGAUGCCUUCCUCGUUGUGGGAACCAUGGCCUCAGCUCUCGAAGUGAAGUUCUCGCCCUACAUCCAGGCCUUCCUGCCAUUCCUGUACCCAGCGUUGAAGGCCCAUGAGGAUACGCAACUGUGCACAGUUGCUAUUGGUGUCAUUGGGGACAUCGCACGUGCGCUCGGCGAACAGAGUGCACAAUAUGCCGGACCGUUCUUGCAGGUGCUGUUUGAGAACUUGUCCAGUGAGACGUUGAAUCGCAAUGUCAAAAUCCCGAUUCUGUCAUGUUUUGGCGAUAUUGCGAUGGCAAUCGGGCCGGGCUUCGAGCCUUACCUUGAUCAUACCAUGGGUGUUCUACGUCAAGCCAGCUCAAUCGUACCAAAUCCUAUGGACUAUGAGCUCCUGGACUAUGUUACUUCCCUUCGAGAGGGAAUACUCGAGGCUUACACGGGAAUCGUUGUGGGUUUCAAAAAUACGGAAAAAGUACAAAUGCUACUACCAUACGCGCAGAGCAUGUUGGAGCUUGUACAGCGCUGCCUUGCGGACGAGGAGCGUCCGGAAUCCCUUGUGAAACUCGCAUAUGGCUUGGUUGGUGAUUUGGCCGAUGCAUUCCCUAAUGGUCAAAUUAAACAACUACUCUUGUCGGAGUGGUUAGCACAAUCAUUGCGGCAGAAGGCAAGAUUGUCGGGAGAUGCAAAGAAAACUGCGCGCUGGGCUCGCGAGAUGGUCAAACGUGCUACGGCAUAGAUGUGGACACCGGUUUUAAUUCUUCUAUUUCCCCCGUUUAUAAUUGUCUUCUGCAGUACAUUUCUUCCUUUCUCUCCUCUCCUAUUCCGUUUCAUCAUUAUGGCAAAGUUUACGGUAUAUUCUGCACUCAUCAUCACUUGCUCUCUAACGGAGGGCUCAUCACGGCCGCAAAUCAUCGCAAUAUUUCAAUCCGCAUGUAGUAGAAUGUUUGGUGUUGACUUGACUUAUAGUCGUCGCACAUCUGAUUUCUUUUUUCCCCUCCUUUUUGAGUUUCAUUCAUAGUGUCACGGCCUUAUUACAUUCUUGAUGCAUCCCACUGUAGCCUUCCCCCAUUUUAUUGUUCCCGAGUCCAAUUCCUGUUGCUACACGCUGUUAACGUUACAUACUUUUGGGCGAAAUUUCUCUUGUUUUUACGCUUUGUCCUGCACAUGAAUUAACUCCCUUUCCCACGCUCGC
This is a messenger RNA of Fomitiporia mediterranea MF3/22, 3124 nucleotides long. Its product is annotated as ARM repeat-containing protein. The coding region runs from base 80 to 2668 and encodes 862 amino acids. The record is from RefSeq and is a predicted model, not a curated record. Gene Ontology annotation, biological process: protein import into nucleus. NCBI's taxonomy places the organism in Eukaryota, Fungi, Basidiomycota, Agaricomycetes, Hymenochaetales, Hymenochaetaceae. The transcript is spliced from 13 exons. Gene Ontology annotation, molecular function: nuclear import signal receptor activity; small GTPase binding. Gene Ontology annotation, cellular component: cytoplasm; nucleus.